This is a messenger RNA of Leishmania mexicana MHOM/GT/2001/U1103, 564 nucleotides long. RefSeq names its product putative ADP-ribosylation factor. The record is from RefSeq and is a predicted model, not a curated record. Gene Ontology annotation, molecular function: GTP binding; GTPase activity. Lineage: Eukaryota; Euglenozoa; Kinetoplastea; Trypanosomatida; Trypanosomatidae. Gene Ontology annotation, cellular component: Golgi apparatus; cytoplasm. Gene Ontology annotation, biological process: vesicle-mediated transport; intracellular protein transport. The coding region runs from base 1 to 564 and encodes 187 amino acids. The transcript has a single exon.
AUGGGGGCGUGGCUGACAAGUCUAAAGCAGACACUUGGUCUGCUGCCGGCAGACCGCAAAAUUCGUGUCUUGAUGCUCGGCCUGGACAAUGCGGGGAAGACUUCGAUUCUCUAUCGGCUGCACCUCGGUGAUGUCGUUACCACCGUCCCCACUGUGGGAGUCAACCUAGAAACUCUUCAGUACAAGAAUAUCUCCUUCGAAGUGUGGGACCUUGGUGGCCAAACGGGUGUGCGACCGUACUGGCGUUGCUACUUCAGCGACACAGACGCCGUCAUCUAUGUGGUGGACAGCACUGACAGGGAUCGCAUGGGUAUCGCCAAACACGAAUUGUACGCUCUCCUAGACGAGGACGAGCUCAGAAAGAGUCUCUUGCUCAUAUUCGCCAACAAACAGGAUUUGCCGGAUGCCGCCAGUGAGGCCGAGAUCGCCGAGCAACUUGGGGUUUCGUCCAUUAUGAAUCGCACGUGGACGAUUGUAAAAAGCAGUUCAAAAACAGGUGAGGGCCUUGUCGAGGGCAUGGAUUGGCUCGUGGAGAGGCUUCGUGAGCAAGGGAUCGGUGCUUAG